Hemiscyllium ocellatum (epaulette shark) is the source of this 12264-nucleotide messenger RNA. RefSeq names its product myosin XVAa (gene myo15aa). The transcript is spliced from 64 exons. The record is from RefSeq and is a predicted model, not a curated record. NCBI's taxonomy places the organism in Eukaryota, Metazoa, Chordata, Chondrichthyes, Orectolobiformes, Hemiscylliidae. Gene Ontology annotation, molecular function: protein binding; ATP binding; cytoskeletal motor activity. Bases 1 to 12264 code for a protein of 4087 amino acids. Gene Ontology annotation, cellular component: cytoskeleton; myosin complex.
AUGCCAGACAAAAAAGGUGACUUAAAAUCCAGAGCAAAGAAGGGUGGCAAAGGAGAAAAAGAGGUGCCAGAGAAAAGCAAAAAUGCAGACAGAAAGGAUCCGAGCAAAGGAAAAUCUGGAGAGAAGCCUGAUCCCAAAAAAGGGAAGGACAACAAAAAAGAAGGAAAAGGUAAAGAGGAGCUUAAAAAGGGGAAAGGUGCGAAGAAAAUGAAAAAGGCUAUAACUAGUGAUGAAUCAGAAGAUGCAUCAGAAGUCGAUAAAAGAGCAGAUGAAAUAGAAGACAGUGAAGAAUUGAGUGAAAUAAAUGAAGAGGCUACUGAGGUGGAUAGUGAUGUGCCAGCAAAGAAAGGGAAAAAGAUUCCAGCCUUGAAAGGUGCAUCUAAGGCCGUGGGUGGUACAAAACAUGAUGGUCAAAAAGGAAAGAAAGCACAGUCUGAGACAGAAGAAACAGAAGACAAUGAAAGUGAGGAUGAAGAUGAAGAAGAAGAUGAAGAAGAAGAUGAGGAAGAAGAUGAGAAACCUAGUAAACAAAUGAAAUUGAAAGGAGCCUCAAAAGCUGUGACAGGCUUUGGCAAAAAGAAAACGCAAGCCACGAAAGACUUUCAUCUAAAGGGGACUUCGAAAGUUGUGAUGGGACUGGCAGCAGAUGGGAAAGCAAAGAAGAAGAAGAAGAAAGAAGAUGCAAAGGCUCAUUUAAAGGGGGCUUCAAAAGCUGUGGGCCUAAAAGCAUUCCAAGGCAAGACAGAAAUGGCCAGCCAGAAAAAAUCUAUAAAACGUAUGAAAAAUGCCUCCAGACUUUUCAUGGGAUUUGGUAAACCCAGACUUAAACCAAAAAGUUCUAACAAACGUAAUUUAAAAAGUACCUCAAAAAUGUUUAUGCGUUUUGGAACUAGCAAAUUUCCAGCUGUAAAAGGCAAGAAAAAGCCUGCAGGAGUCCUGAAGAAUACUUCAAAACUCAUGCUUGGGUUUAAAUCAAGUAUUAAAAAGAAAGAGCCUGUAACAGCUCCUGGAGGUCCAAGAAAGGCUUCAUUCUUAUUGAUCCGAUUGGGCAAUAAAGCUGAAACUACUGAGAAACCUGAAAAAGAAACAGGCAAAAAAGGCUUGGGGAAACUGUUUGGUAAAGCUAAGUUCGGUUUUCAUACCAAGAAGAAAAACACUGAUUCCAAAUUUAGACCGAGUGCUCAGCUCUUAGGGCGAAUGGCCACUGCUUCCAACUGGCUCACCAGGAAAUUUCUGUCCAGAAAGGCUAAGUAUGGAAUACAAACGAGGCGUUCAGUAAAAGGAGUUGGGUCAACAGCUUGGUUUUCUAAAAUUGGAGCUCAGAAGUUACCAUUCCCAUCAGGAGAUGAAAUGCUCCAACAUAGAGCAAACAUGAUGAGAAACUUUAGAGAACGACAUGCAUGGAGCCCUGAACAAUAUGGUUACAGUCAAGAAUAUGAUAGUAGAAGAAGGGUCUACCAAAGGAUGUCACCACAUCAUUCAUGGAAUCAAGGACAGUUUCCCUCAACUGGGUCAUUCCAACAAUACGAUUACUACGAUGAUGAAACAGAAUACUACGAUACACUUACUGAUCAGUAUAACAGUUACUAUGGUGGUGAUGAAGAAGAAUACUAUGACACAUAUACUAGCUAUGAUGAUCCUGAAGAGUAUUAUGAAGAUGAAAUGGCAUAUUAUAAUUACCACAAUAUACCAUCAGAAGAACAGUAUGAUGAUUAUGAAGAUGAACCAGAAUAUUAUGAUGUACCCUUUAGAUAUUCAGCAACAGAUCAGUAUGGCUGUGAUGAUAACGAAAUGGAUUAUUGUGAUUCUCCUAAUAGUUAUGUGCCAUAUGAACCAUAUGAGGACUAUGAAAAUGAAAUGGAUUAUGACAUACCUACUCAAUUUACAUCACCAGACCAGUACAUGUAUUAUGGUGAAGGAAUGGAUUACUAUAAAUCCCCUUAUGCAGAUGCAGGGGAAUUUGGUCCUUAUUCAGAAGAUCCAUAUUCAUCACAACAAUCUGGAUAUGGGUUCAAUUAUAGUGAAUAUGAGGGAUCACCAUAUCUUGAGUCAUCUUAUAGUCGCAUUGGUUAUCCAAUGAGUGAUAUUGAAGAGCAGGAAGAAAUGGACAGUGAACCUGAUUUUCAAACAUACAGCCCUCCCUGGAUGAACCAGCAAGACACACAAAUGAGUCAUCACUUACCAUCUCCAUCAUUUUCUUUGCCUAGACAGUUUAGGCUUUUUCCAAGGCCACAAGUUAAACUAUUUGGACGUGAAAAAGUUGAAGUCUCAAGAUUGCCAAUUCCAUAUUCAAUGUCAACAAACUUGGAAUAUCAUGCAGAGAAUGCAGAAGAAUCAAGCUCAGCUUCUUCAAGUCCAUUUUUGCAGCAAUUUGGCCCCAAUACCCCAUCAUCCCCUCAGUCACCCAUCAGACAAUUUGGUCAUCCCAUGGGACUCCAAAACAGAACUUUCCCAAGAACCUCAUCAAGACAAUUUAGAAGUCCAUUACCUAUGGAAUCCCCAAAACUGAAUACUGGAAUACGAUAUAAUAACCCCCCGCUUACACCCCAAACAUCAAGGAGACCACUUGACAGCCACAUGGUGAGACAUCAGGCACUAUCAUCACAGUUAUCUGCUAAUGAAAUAAGUUAUUCAAUGUCUCCACAACCAUCCAUCAGACAAAUUGGCAGUCUCUCUAGUAAACAAAGUCCAAGGUUACCACAAAGGCCAUUUGGUUUGAAAGUGUCUGAAACUCAAAGGUCACCAUCCCCUAACAAUCAUCCAAACCAAAGGUCACCACAACUAUUAAGACAAGGUAAUUUCAUUUUAUCCUCCCAGUCAUCACCUGGCACUCCUCUGGCAAGGCAAAAGCAAAGAUCAUUCUCACCACACCCAACUUAUAGGCACCUUCAGACUCCAUCAUCUCCACAACCCUCAGUUGGACAUUUAGGCAGAUCUCCCCAGUUAUCUGUGAGGACAUUUAGUCAAAAGAAAACAGCUGCAGAAUUAGCUCCAAACACUGUUUAUCCUUACCUGUUUAAAAACUUUAGCUCCCCUUCAUCUGCAGAAUUUCAAAAUUAUCCUUCACCAAAAGCUUCACUCAGGCAAAAUAGCCCACUGUCCACCCACCGAGCACCUCUACAAAUGUUUGACCGCUCUAGGAAAAGGGAUUCACAAAGAGAAUUUUCACCACCGCCAUCAUUAAGACAACAUAGCCCACCUCCAACACGCUCACCAUUCAAGAUAUUCGGUCGUAAAGCAACAACUUCAGAAAAACGAAGGCCAAUCUCCCCUAAACCAUUUAAACACUUUGGUCACCCUCAUAACAGUGCACCUCAAAAUCCCCCUUCACCACAAUCAUCAUUUAGGCAACGUGGACAAACGUAUACUUCACAGCUGUCUUUUAAUGGUGAAAAAUUCAAAAAGCCACCAUCACCGCAACCAUCUAUAAAGCAAAGACCACCCUCUCCAAAGCAAGGAGCAGGAAUAUUUGGCUUUAAGGCACCAGGGGCAAAUGUCCCCAAACCAGUGUCAGCUAAUCCAUUUCUAAGACAGACUAGUCUGCCUAAAAAUGAAAAGCCACCUUCACCUAGGCAAUCAGUCAAAAGACCAUUUUCACCAAGACCCUCACAAAGCUUUAGAAAAGGUCAGGACAGAGUGUUCCAUAAACAAUCAGUUACUCAACAAACUUUUACACAAGAUGGUAAUCCAUCCCUUAACACAUCAAAACUAAAACACUUUGGCUUUAAAGGAAUAACUUCAGAAUCUCCCAAGCCAGCUUCUGGAAAACCUUUUUUAAAACGGUUUGGUCAUCCAGCAGAAAAUGAGCAACCCAGACAAAAUUCUUGUCAGCAACCAGUAAGCCAGCACAGACUAUCGUCCCCUCAAACAUCACUAAAACAAGCACAUAAUUAUGAAAGUGUAUCCCAGAUGCUGCCCCCUCAACAAAUAUCAAAACCUUUUCUUCGUAGUUCAUUUAUGAAACAUGGCAACUUCCCUAUGGGCUUGGGAUCAGUUGUAAAUCCCUCUUCAGAUACAAAGGAACCCUGGACACCACCAUCAUCACCACCACCAUCACAGCCUGGCCUUGUAAACCGAUAUUCAAAAGGUUUUCAUCACCCAGUGUUUCGAGAAUCGCAAAGGCUAUCUUCUCGAAAACAAUCAAUUGAGCAGGAUAUUGAAACAGAUCAACAAAGCAGUUAUCCUUCCCCAAAGUCAUCAUUUAAAAAUCAAGGACAAUUAGUGAGUGUCAAAGGGUUCCAAAGGCUACCAUGCCAACAACCUUCUCUCAGACAGAAUAGACCUUCAGUGAAACAGAUGAGCUCCCCAUUGGUACCUUCACCAAAACCAAAAUUUAAAAUAUUUGGCCGUAAAACUCAACAAAUAGAUGCUGCAAAAUCAAAUUCUGGAAAGUCAGUGUUAAAACAUUUUCAACAGCUGAAAAGUAGUGAACCUCAACAUUUACCUUCACCUCAAUCAUCAAUAAGGCAGAAAAGUCCUCCUGGGUCACAAAAACAGCCUUCGCCACAGCUAUCGAUGAGAUCAGGGAGGAAGCCAAUGAGUGUAAGGGGAACCUCAAAUCCACCUCCCAUGCAAACUUCAAUACAACACACUGGAUCACCCAUAGGCCCUUUACAUUCACCGUCUGGCAUUCCACAGAUGAAAUCACUAGGCCGUACAAAUAGUGGAACAUACCUUCAAAGGUCACCUUCACCAAAACCAUUAUUUAAACAUCUUGGCCAUAGAGCAGAACAGGCUUCUACCUUGCAACCAUCUCGUGAAGAGGUCAGUGAACCUAUAGGGCAUCAAAGCCCACAAUCUCAAAGGCGACAAGUUAAGAUUCAGAAUUAUUCAGAAAUCCAGACUACUAAUGAACCUCCAGAGUUUGAAUCACAGAGACCUGUCUCACCAAAGUUACCUAGGAAAGGUUCAAAACCAAUGGAUCAACCUGAUGAUGAAGACAGUGUGAUGGGAAGGUAUGCAGUUGUGCUUCCUCGUGUUCACUCAAUACGUUAUCGAGCCUCACCUCCUCCUCGUCACCAUCACCCAAGGUACCAUUGGUCUCAAAGUGAUUCUGGGAGGACAGCCGGAUCUUACUCAGCAAGGAAGGGAUUACAACGUCCGCCAGUGCAAAAUACUUCAAAGCUGUCAGUCUACAGGCAGGAGAAUACAACUGAUCUUCCAGGGCCAGGUCCUAUUCCAAAGGAAAUGCAUUCCCAUGAAUGGGAAGAGGAUUAUGAUAAUCAAAAAGGAAUGUCUUGGUUCAGUAAGAUGUACUCCUUUGGUGAUCAGUCUCCAGUGCAAUAUCAGAAACAUGUGGAAGAAGAAGGAGUGGCAGAUAUGACCCAGCUGGAAGACCUACAUGAUGCUGCAGUGUUGUACAAUUUAAAGAAGAGGUUUGAACAACAUAUUAUAUAUACAUACAUUGGCACCAUCCUUUUAUCUGUGAAUCCAUAUAAAAUGUACAACAUUUACGGGGCUGAUGCAGUGUUGAAAUAUAAAGGAAAAUCAUUUGCAGAAAACCCACCACAUCUCUUUGCCAUUGCUAAUGUGGCCUAUUCAAAAAUGGUUGAUGCCAAACACAAUCAGUGCAUUAUAAUCAGUGGUGAAAGCGGAUCAGGCAAGACUGAAGCCACCAAACUGGUCCUCUGCUAUCUAGCUUCUGUGCACCACACAAAAAAAGACAGUGCAACACAACAGAUCCUUGAAGCCACACCACUUUUGGAAUCCUUUGGAAAUGCCAAAACUGUUCGAAAUGAUAACUCCAGUAGAUUUGGAAAGUACAUUGAAAUAUUUUUGCAAAAUGGGGUGAUAUGUGGUGCCAUAACCUCACAGUAUCUUCUUGAGAAGUCGAGGAUUGUGUUUCAGGCCAAAAAUGAAAGAAAUUACCACAUUUUCUAUGAGAUGCUGGCAGGACUCUCGAGCCAACAGAAGCAAAAGUUCUAUCUUCAGGAAGCUGAAACAUACUACUACCUGAAUCAGGGAGGAAAUUGUGAAAUUUCUGGGAAGGACGAUGGGGAGGAUUUCCACAGGCUGCUCAGCUCAAUGGAGGUGCUCAGUUUUAGUCCAGAUGAACAGAACAGCAUCUUCCGCAUUCUAUCUUCAGUUCUUCACCUUGGGAAUGUCUACUUUGAGAAAUAUGAGACCGACUCACAGGAGACUGCUUCGGUGGUAAGUGCUCGUGAGAUUCGAGUGGUGGCAGAACUGUUACAGAUUUCUCCUGAGGGGCUACAGAAGUCCAUCACAUAUAAAGUGACAGAAACCAUGAGGGAGAAAAUUUUCACUCCUCUAACUGUGGAAAGUGCAGUUGAUGCCAGAGAUGCUGUUGCCAAGAUUCUUUACUCCUUGCUCUUCAGUUGGCUCACUGACAGGAUAAACAAGUUGGUUUCUCCAAAGACAGAAUCCUUGUCCAUAGCAAUUUUAGAUAUUUACGGAUUUGAGGAUUUGUGUGUUAACAGCUUUGAGCAGUUAUGUAUUAAUUAUGCUAAUGAGUACCUACAAUACUUCUUCAAUAAGAUCAUCUUCAAAUUGGAGCAGGAGGAAUAUAUCAGAGAACAGAUCGAUUGGAAGGAAAUUACUUUCAGUGACAACCAGACUUGCCUCGAUCUCAUUUCACAGAGGCCUCAUGGGAUCCUUAGGAUACUGGAUGACCAAAGCACCUUCCCACAGGCAACUGACCACACUUUCCUGCAAAAAUGUCACUAUCACCAUGGCAACAACCCUCUGUACUCAAAGCCAAAGAUGCCUCUGCCUGAAUUCUCCAUUAAACACUAUGCUGGGAAAGUGACAUAUCAAGUCUACAAAUUUAUUGAGAAGAAUCAUGACCAAGUUCGACAAGAUGUCAUGCAGUUGUUUAUCAACAGCAAAAUAAAGAUUCUGACUAGUCUCUUCUCUGGACAAACCAGGAAAGUGAUGUCAACUAGGAACAAUACUAUUAACCGCAGAUACCAGGCUCCCACUACAGCAGCAAAAUUCCAACAGUCUUUGAUGGAACUGGCCGAGAAGAUGGAAAGCUGCAAUCCUUUCUUUGUCCGCUGUAUCAAACCAAACAAUAAAAAGGAGUCCGAACUUUUUGAGGUCGAUGUUGUCAGCUUACAGCUACGCUAUUCCGGAGUUCUAGAAACUAUUCGUAUCAGGAAGGAGGGAUAUCCUGUCCGUAUUACAUUUGAUAAUUUUAUCAAGAGGUACAAAAUCUUAUUGGGAUUGACAAAUCAGAUAAAGGCAGAUGGCGAGAACUGUAUAACCAUCUUGAAACAGAUCGUACCUGUCAGCAAAGGAAUGUACAGCAUCGGGCUCACCAAGCUUUUUCUCAAAGAGAAUUUAUAUCAGGCCUUAGAGAGCAAACGGGAUGGCCUCCUGCUCAUUGCCUCCCUGACCUUACAGCGGUAUGCACGUGGAUUCUUUGCAAGGAAACGUUAUAUAAAACUCCGGAGAACAGCCAUUCAGCUGCAGGCUUUGGCCAGAGGCUAUCUCGCCAGAAAAAAAUUCCAAAAGUUUAAGGAAAGUUUGAUCAAAGUACGAUCUGUUGUCCGCAUGUUUACAAAUCGCAGAAGAUUUCUCAGACUACGAGAACAGAAACGUGAGAGGAUCGAGAUGGAACAAACGAUGAGGGAAGUGGUGAAUGUUGCUCACCUAGACAUUCCUGCUGAGUUGGCCUCCCUACUCCAAGCAGCAGCAGCUGAUAAAGAAAACCAGAAUGAAUGUAUUAUCCAGAGUGAAACUCCAAAGGUCCAAUCACAGGAACAGCUAGUAAUGGCUCUUGAUAUCAAUAACUAUCCUUUUUCCAACUUUGUACGGACUCACUUCAAGAAGCACUUAUUUGGUAUGUUGACCACUCCACUGGAUGAAGCACUGACCCACUCAGAAGAGGAUUUGAAAGAAGAAGCUGUUAUGGUCUUCAAACUGGUAAUGAGAUUCAUGGGUGAUCCUCAACUCAAUGGCGCUCAAGAAAUCCUCUUUGGUGAUUACAUAGCGCAGAUUGGACUAGCUAACCCCAAUCUGAGAGAUGAAAUCCUUGCUCAACUAGCCAAUCAGGUGUGGAGAAAUGCCAAUGAAAAGAAUGCAGAAAGGGGCUGGCUAUUAUUCGCUACUUGCCUCAGUUGUUUCGCUCCUUCUUCCAGGAUGGACAAGUACCUGUUAAAGUUUGUUUCAGAUCAUGCCUAUGAUGGGUUUAAAUCUGUGUGUCAGCACAAGCUCAUGCAGGCAAUGCAAAAGGCCAGGUAUGGUGCAGAUGGAGCCAGAAGCUACCCACCAUGUCUGCUGGAGUGGGCAGGCAACAAGAGGAAGGGCAACAUUGCUUUAAAUGUCUCCUGCUUUGAUGGUGUGAGCUUUCUGUGUCCAGUGAAUUCAUGGACGACAGGAGAGGAAUUGGGGCAAGAUAUUCUGCGUUACAGGGGUGUGACAGAAGGCUGGCGAGGUUGGUCAGUGGCAAGGAAGAGUAAAGGUGAAUGGGCCGAGCUUGGAGGCCAUGACUAUGCAAUGGACCUUGUGUCUGACCUGGAACUCAUGACAGAUUUCCCAAGGCAGAAAUCCUACUUCAUAAUUUCCUCGGAGGAAAAGUCAAGAAACCAGAAGAACAAAAAUGUCAGUGUCUUUGGCCAUGGUUUCGACUCCGAUGACGAUAUUCCCUCCCCUCCCGUCACACAGGCCCCCACCUUUAUGCCAAACUCAGCUGGACACAUACCAGGAUCCACUGGACAAGAUUCCAAUGCCCUCAAUGAAAACCGCUCUCAAAAAGGACUUGAUCGCUAUCUUGAUAGCCUGUUUGAUCCUGUUUUAUCACAUGAAAAUGGGGAUUUGGAGCGAUCUUCCAUCGUGUCAGCUCGAAUGAAGGGAGGUGGGAAAGUAGGAGCCGGCAAUGGAUUUGAGACACAGCAAAAUUCUGAGAGACCUACAGACAUCCCUGGAGCCCAUCAAGGCUAUGACCCUUCACAAUUGAAUGCCCAGCAGCAAGAUUUCAUUAACCACCAAGCCUACCUCCUGGCCCAGCAAAUGACCCUGCAGGCCAUGAGCCUUCAAAAUCAAAUGACUAGUGCCAGCCCAUCCCUCACCAGCCUCAACCAUGAUCCUACUGUUGCCAUGAAAGCCACCAAUAGCACCCAGACUGCACCAGCUACAGCACCCAAACCAAAAGUGGCCUUCCCUCGUCAGACUAAUGCUGCCAACAAAGACCCAACCCAGCUGCUGACUCCCCAUGAUGCUGCCAAAGGGAAGCCACCUGUCAACAGACCCAGUGCUGCUGAAACCCCAAAACCCAAAGUUACAAUACAAGGUCCUGUGUGUCACACCACACUUAAUUCGGAGCACUUUCCAGAGCCAACACACAACAUCAAGGAUAUCAUCAGACAAUAUGAACAACCAUCAACUCAGAAGAAAACUGGGCUAAUCAGAAAAGAAGGUGGUAAAAUAUUUGCCAAGAAAAUGGACCCUCAUGAAGAGGCAAUGUUUAUCUUGCAACGACAGAUAAUACCACAUGUCUCCCAGAAGCCAGCACCUGCACCGUCAAGGGAUAAAAAUUCCAAAGAAGCCGUUGCCAUGGUGAAGCCUGUCAGUGGCGUGACACAGAAGAGCAGCACCCGACCAGUGCCAGCUGUCUCUGCCAGGCACCCUGUGUUCUCGGGAGCAUCAAUUUCCCGAGAGCUGACAGGAGAAGAUGAGAGGAUCCAGACACAGCUCCAUGGGCAGCCCACUGAAGGGUACUAUACCUACAGCAAAAUGCCCUGCGACCUCUGUAUCCGCAAAGAGGUGUUUUAUCCCAAGGAGAAUUUCCACAGCCCGGUGAUACUGGAUCUUAUUUUCAGACAGAUUGUGAGUGACACGUUCUCUGAAACCUGUGUGCGACUGAACAAAGAGGAGCAGAUGAAGAUGAAAUCAUUACUAGAUGAAAACAAGAUUCAAUCCUCAACUUUGGUAAAGGAUGAAGCUGUCGAGAGGAAGAUUGUAAUGGCUGCCAAAGAAGCUUGGGAUGUUUAUUUCUGCCGUCUGUUCCCUGCCUCUGGCAGUGUGGGUACUGGAGUUCAGAUUUUGGGAGUGUCCCAUAAAGGAAUCUAUCUAUUAAAACUAGUGAGAGCCAGCAGCACAGCAGCAGAAAACCUGAGGGUCCUCAGGAGCUACAGCUACUCGGACAUCUUAUUCGUCACCAUCCCUUCUGAGAACAUGCUAGACUUCAACCUCAUCAAUGAAAAGCUGAUUCUGUUUUCCUCCAAGGCUCCACAAGUUAAGAGUAUGAUUGAUUACUUCAUCACUGAACUGAAGAAGGAUUCUAACUAUGUAAUAGCAGUGAAGAGUCACAUCACAAAUAACAGCUCCUACCUACGAUUCCACAAGGGUGACAUCAUUCGUCUGCAACCGAUGGAUGGUCUCGAGGAAGACUAUUGCUACGGUUGUAUAGUCAGGAAGAAGGUCAUAUACCUCGAGGAGCAAAAGAAAUAUAUUCCUGAUUUUGGGUGGAAGUUUGGAGCAUUCCAUGGCAGGUCUGGGCUAUUCCCCGUAGAAUAUGUGCAGCCUGUGGCUGCCCCAGACUUUAUUCACCUAAGCAUGGACAAGAAAGAAGAACCAAUCGACAAAAAGGGCAAAGUGGCAGCUUCAGCCUCAGCCACCGUGGCAGCUGCUGUGGGAUCGACAGCAGCAGCUGAAGAACUGGACAGAAAGUCAGAGGCCUCUCCACCACUCAGUGAGCUUAUAGAGAGUAUGCCUGAAUAUGUCCUUCAGGAUAACCAGUACACCAUGACUGAAUUUGCCAAGAAAUACUUCCGUCAGCCCCACAAGUUAAAAAGUGAGGUCACCAAAGAGAAAUCUAAAAAAGGCAGAGAUCCCAAAGACUCAGCUGAGCUGGUGAAGUUUACAAAGACUCCAAUCCAAGAGUCCCUGAUUGAGUUCUCUGAUGAGAAUUUGAACAAGAUAGCAGCUGAGAUCUUCAUUGCUGUCAUGAAAUUUAUGGGGGACCAUCCACUCAAAGGGCAGACAGAACAAGACACUGUCUAUAGUAUUCUUAAGCUGUGUGGGGAACAUGAAGUAAUGAAAGAUGAAACCUACUGCCAGAUUAUCAAACAGAUCACUGACAACACCAGCUCAAAACCUGAUAGUGCUCCACGAGGCUGGAGGCUGCUCUAUAUCCUCACUGCCUAUUACAAGUGUUCAGAAGUGUUCAAGCCGUACCUCUUUAAGUUAUUGGAGUCUGUGUGCAGGAUUCCUGGUGCCAGUUUUCAAGGAAUUGCUAAAGCUUGUGACCACAAUCUGAAGAAAACCUUCCAGUUUGGUGGCAGGACCCAGUUUCCGGAUGGCAUGGAGCUCAAAGCCAUGGUGGCUGGGAGAAGCUCCAAACGACAAAUGUUCUUGUUGCCUGGUAACAUGGAGAAACAUCUGAAGAUAAAAACCUGCACAGUUGCAAUUGAUGUGAUUGAAGAGUUUUGCAAUGAAAUGGGGCUUCAAAACUCGGAGGCUGCAGAUGAAUAUUCUAUAUUUGUUAUCACCGACAAAGGACAAAAUGUGCAUCCACUCAAAAAGAAAGAUUACAUCCUUGAUGUAAUUACGGAAAUGGAACAAGUUGAUCAAAACUUCAUCUUCUGUUUCCGACGUGUGCUCUGGUUUCAACCGCUAAAGUUUGAGAAUGAGCUGUGUGUGACUGUGCAUUAUAAUCAGGUUGUUCCAGAUUACUUGAAAGGACUCUUCCAUGUACUGAAUCAGGAUUUGAUGAGUGAGAGUCAGCUCCAACAAGUGUCAAAGUUGGCAGCUCUGCAACAAAGGGCAAAGGACAGUCUGUAUCUGCCUACCAUUCGUGAGGUGCAAGAUUGCAUUCCUCCACAGAUUUACCAGCAUCAACGGCCACAGUCCUGGUUGAACAUGGUGACAGAGAAUAUCCAAUAUGUUCAGCCCCUCAGCUCUCACCAAGCCAAAGCCCAGUUCCUUGGGCUUGUGAGUGCAUUCCCCAUGUUUGGAUCCUCAUUCUUCUACAUCCAGAGCAGCAGCAACAGUGCAAUUACUGCCCCUUGUAUUCUGGCUGUCAACCAGAAUGGACUCAAUUUCCUCAACAACGAGACACAUGAGCUGAUGGUCAAUUUCCUAUUGAAAGAGGUACAAUCCACCCUGACUCAACAAUCAGGCCCUAGCAAUAGCUAUCCAUAUGUAGAGAUUAAACUGGGAGAUUUAACGUCCCAAAGGAUAACACAACUUCAGCUUGAUCAGGCUUUGGAAAUGUGUCGUGUCACAGCCAUGCAUGUGGAGUCCAUGCUGCUGGCUCGAGAGAAGAGGCUGACCCUCCCACCGAGUGAGAUUACCUUGCUGUGA